AUGCCACUCGCGAUGCACAACACGCCAGUCGGGCGACGCUACGCAACUCAGCGUACUAAAGCAAACAGUGUCUUAGCAGUGCCUAGCAACGCAGCUUCCGCUUACACUAUCGUCUCACCAAUCAAUGAUGCGUUCCACCAACUGCCAUCAGUCCACGCUGAGAGUGCGCAACAAGCAGUCCACAGCAAGCCUGGACGCGGUUCGUUCGCCAGUCUGCAAUCUCGAAGGGGCGGCGCUGACUCUAGGUACAGAGGCGGCAGGACUGGCAUCUUCAUCCCACCGAGCGCGGAAGAGAUUGAGAGGUAUGCUAACAGGCCGUUGCCGCCAACGCCAAAGUCGUCAGCUUCCAGUUUCGAGGUCAAGGAGUAUACCGUCCCGGUCGUCGUUGCAGAGUGGCGAAACAAGCCGCUGCCGCCAUCGCCUGACUCCGUGAGCUCAGUAGAACGACAGGCGGCCAAAACAACGACCAAAAGACAUAUGGAGACUCCGUUCGGUGCCACUGUGGUGGACGACUCACGCGACGGUACGGGCCUGCGGCGCUGUUGGCCUGGGAGGCAGGCGAAGAGGAUGCUCAACUGGCUUCGUAGACGCCGCAUCUGA
Molecule: messenger RNA, 600 nt
Organism: Baudoinia panamericana UAMH 10762
Lineage: Eukaryota; Fungi; Ascomycota; Dothideomycetes; Mycosphaerellales; Teratosphaeriaceae
Exons: 1
Coding region: 1-600 (199 amino acids)
Source: RefSeq, a predicted model, not a curated record